This is a messenger RNA of Miscanthus lutarioriparius, 3708 nucleotides long. Lineage: Eukaryota; Viridiplantae; Streptophyta; Magnoliopsida; Poales; Poaceae. The record is from the annotation of a GenBank genome assembly.
AUGCCUCCCGUGCGGUCAUCGGCGAGAGGCGGGAGGCGGGGUCGGGGGCGAGGAGGCCGGGGACGAGGACGAGGCGCCGCCGCCACGGUGACGCGCAGCAACCACGCCGUGGACUCCGAGGCGACCGAGGUCGAUAAUGAUCACGACGACUCUUCACGUAAGAAGAUGCUGACUGAAAAGAUUGCAUGUGUGGAGGACACCACAGCGGAUGGGUGGGAAGCUAGCCCACACGACGUUAACGACGAAUAUUAUGCAGAUGGUGGGGAGCCAACUCCUACGAGGAAUCUGAGGCAUCUUAGAAAGCAUACAGUGGAGAGCAAAACUGCAGCCGCCAAGGAGCAUGCUAUUGAUGUUGCUGUGGAGGUCAAAGAGAGUGACACUGAAGAUUCUGGAAACUUAGCUCCCAUUGAGAAUAUUAGACAGAGUAUGGCCAAGGCAAUGAAGGGGAUUAGACAGAGUUCAGAUAGUGAUGAUGGCCAGAAACUGGGUCAGCGCAGAAGAUCAAAGUGCCUACUGGGCAAACAAACUAGAGUUCAAGACAUGGAUGUUGCGGAUUUCGAAGAGGACAUAUUUGAUGAUAGCCGUAGUAGCUCAGAGGAUGAGGAGAGAAAGUUUGUUCCAAAAAGGUCAAAGCGCAUCCAAAGGAAAUAUAGAUCUGAAUAUGCCAGUGGUGAUUUGAGUGAAGAUAAGGAUGCAUGCUGGAGCAGCUCUAAUGAUGAAUGUGAGAGGUUGGCAAUCCGUCGAAGAUCAAAACGCAAAUUGGGAACUCGACCCUGUCCAAACGACAAUGAAGAUGAUAGUGAUUUUGUGAAUGAUCAUGGGAAGGCAGCUCCAUGUAGAAGAAUGUCAAAGCGGCUAAAAGAGAAGCAGAAAGCUGUUCCCAUUCCUGAUGAGAGUCACAUUGAAGCUUCAUCAAGUUUAUCAGCAUCUUCGUCUUCAGAUGAUGAAUUAUUGUGCAAUUCUGUAAAAUCUAGCACAAGAUCUGGUGGACCAGUUUGCUUGAUUUGUAAGAGUGGAACUGCCAGCUCUCAUAUCAUCCGAUGCAAGAAUUCCAAUUGUUCUGUCAGCUUCCACACAUUCUGUCAAAAUCCUCCAUUGCAGGAUGCUACAAGAAUCUCUGAAUGCUAUUUGUGCAAAAUGGAAGUUUCCUUGGCCAGUGAAACAGAAAAGAUUUUGGUAAAAAGGAUACAAAGAUACGUUGGUCACAGAAUGCUGCUUAUUCAGGAAUCAGAUUUCCAAUAUCAGGUCCUUGUGAAAUGGCACUCCCUUUCGCAUCAUCAUGACUGUUGGGUUCCACUUGAAUGGCUACAAGUUUUUGAUUGCAUACGUGUACGGAGUUUUCUGAAGAAGAGCAUCUUGCUUAAAGAGGUUUAUUCAGAGGAUCAGCGGAAACCUGAGUGGCUUGAAGUAGAUCGUGCCAUUGCUUGUCGGAGGAAGUGUGAUCCUGAUGGUACAUGUGACAUAUUGACUACUUUUCAGGAUAAUAGUAACUUCGAGGAAUAUGAGGUCCUUGUAAAGUGGAAAGGCCUUGAUUAUUGUGAGGCUACAUGGGAGUCUUGUUGUACAGAAGGUGUGCAGGCUGCCCUUUCCAUGCUUGUUGAGAGGCAUCAAAAGACUUUAAAAAGAAUCGAUCAUGUCAGUCCACUAUUCCUAGAUAGGGUGAUUCCGGAGGAGGUCCACAAUGGUGCUUUAUAUGACUACCAACUUCAAGGUUUGCAAUGGAUAUUUAAUAACUUUAAAACUAGAAGGAAUGCGAUCCUUGCUGAUGAAAUGGGUCUUGGCAAAACUGUGCAGGUUGUUUGUUUUCUCAAUCACAUUAUUAAAGAAAACUUCACAACAUCUCCUGCAUUAAUUCUCGCUCCUAAGAGCAUUCUCUUGCAAUGGGAAAAGGAAUUUGGUCGCUGGGGAAGCAAUCUUAAUGUUAUUGUUUAUCAAGGAGACAAGGACUCAAGAAAGUGCCUUCAAGCUCAUGAAAUGUACUCUUCUGAAGGGAAGAUUUUAUUUGAUGCGCUUGUGACAAGCUAUGAAUUUGUCCAAAAUGAUAAAAUAUUUUUGCAGAAGAUUAAGUGGUCUACAAUUGUCAUUGAUGAAGCUCACAGAAUGAAAAAGCUUGAUUGCAACCUUGCAACUUGCCUAAAGCGCUAUAGUUCUGAAUUUCGCUUGCUACUUACAGGAACACCGUUGCAAAACAACAUGCUGGAACUAUUUUCUUUGCUUCAUUAUAUUGAUCCAGAUGAGUUUACUGAUCCCAAGGCUGAUGAUCUAUUCACACCCAUUGAAUCGGGAAAUGAGUUGACUAUGGAGGAGAAGAUUGCUCGUAUUCAUGAUAUUUUAAAGCCUAGGAUGUUGAGGAGAAUGAAGUCUGAUGUUUUAACAGAUUCCAUGCCAACAAAGAAGUGGGUGGAAGUUCCAUGUGCAUUGACAGAUACCCAGCGAGAACUUUAUGUUGACAUUUUGGAGAAGAACUAUUCAAAGUUGAAUGGUGCUAUUAAAAGCGGCAAGAAGCUUGCUCUGAACAACAUACUCAUGCAGCUGAGAAAAUGCUGCAACCACCCAUAUUUUUUUCAAGGACUGGACACUAAACAGCAAUCAGAAGAUGAUUUUCUUUCACUUAUUGCUGCAUCAGGCAAGCUCCAACUGCUUCAAAAGUUGCUUCCAAGACUGAAAGAAAGAGGAAAUCGGGUACUGAUCUUCUCGCAAAUGACCACGAUGCUUGAUAUUCUUGAGGAUUUCCUUUCUUACCUGGGGUACACAUAUCGACGCAUUGAUGGACAAACAUCACUCUCAUCAAGGCAGGAAAGCAUAAAAGAAUAUAACAGAGCUGAAAGUGAAAUAUUCAUUUUCCUGAUGUCAACUCGUGCUGGUGGUCUAGGUGUUGACCUUCCUGGAGCUGACCGAGUAAUUAUUUAUGAUCCUGACUUCAACCCAUUUAUGGACUUGCAAGCACAGUCCAGGGCGCAUCGGAUUGGUCAGACCCGGCCAGUAGUUGUUUACCAGCUCAUUACAAAGUGUUCAGUUGAAGAGAAGAUACUGCAAAAGUCUAAGCAGAAGUUGGCUAUAGAGAAUAUGUUAAUGAACUCUUCUAAUAAGAAGCCAAAUGCAGAUGAGUUGCAGUCUAUACUGCUCCAUGGAGCAAAGGCAAUUAUUGACAGGAAAAAGAUCAGUGCCACUUCAAUCCACUAUGAUGAUGAGGCCAUUGAGAAUCUCCUGAUGCUAGACCCCAGUUCUGAGGAAAAGUGCUCCAAAGAAGACAAUGGCUAUCUUGGGAGCAUUGUGAGCUUUGCACACGGCAUGGAGGAUGAAGAACCUGGUUCCCCCAAAGUCGAGGACCUGAAAGUUCUGAAGCCUGCUACUCCCAAGGUGGAUCUGGGUCGUGGCAAGAGGCAAAGGAGAGUUGUCAACUACAAUGAUGCUGUUGAGAACUCAGACAGCGAUGAUAUGUAUGCUCCAGAGGGUUCCUCGAGUAGCAGUUCUGACGAUGAUUCUGACAACGACAACCAUGAGACUGACAGUUUGAUUUCAGCACCUGUAGCUCCUGCAUCUGAAGCUCUAGACAUUAUUCCUGCAAUUGAAGCUCCUGAAGCAAUACCUGCACUUGAAGCCCCCAAGGCUUGUCCCAAUAGCAGCUCUUCAUCUUCGUCUGAUGAUGAUAAUAAGCCAGACAGCGCAAGUCUUGUACCUAGCUUUGUGCCAGUACCAGAUUACUGA